UCCGCCGCUUCCCAGGCAAACGUUGCCAUAAAUAUAGAAACAAAUUUGAUUGCAGAAUAUGCGGAUCCGUACGGAAACUCUGAGUCAUGCGUACGAACAUUUAAGAGAAAAUGGAGAUGCUCAACUGAAGCCCAGAUAAUGUGAAAAAUUGGUAAUUUGCUGACGCUCCCUUCCAGCGCUCCGGCACCGCUCCCCUUUUCGUCGCUGGACGCGCCUGCGCCGCUGCCUCCGCCGCACUGAUCGCUGAAGACCCCCGGUCCCCCGUCCACAGUCCCCAGUCCCCGAGUACCCUCCCCUCUCAACCGGGGAGCCGGGGCACCGGACCGGACACUCGCCGCUUGACGUUUGCCAACGCGGCGGAGCGCAUCGCUGAGAUGGACAAGAAGCGUCCUGGAAUGCCCUCUGGCACGAGAAUGCCGCAUCAGGGUGCUCCCAUGGGCCCACCUGGUCCCCCUUAUGGGGGGGUUCCCUUGAUACGGCCUGGCCUCCCCACCCCGCCAAUGGAAGCCAAUCGCAAACGGCCCCCCGUGGUCCCACAGGUCCAACCACAGGCUGUUCAGAACCGCACCAGAAAUGCCAAGAGAAGGAAAAUGGCAGACAAGAUCCUGCCUCAGAGGAUUCGUGAGCUGGUCCCAGAAUCCCAGGCCUACAUGGAUCUUCUGGCUUUUGAACGCAAAUUGGACCAAACCAUUAUGAGAAAGCGAGUGGACAUUCAGGAAGCUUUAAAGAGACCGAUGAAGCAAAAGCGCAAGCUGAGGCUGUACAUCUCCAACACCUACAACCCGGCCAAGCCGGAUGCCGAGGACUCGGAUGGUGGCAUUGCCUCGUGGGAGCUGCGGGUCGAGGGCAAACUUCUGGAUGAUCCCACCAAGCAGAAGCGGAAGUUCUCCUCCUUCUUCAAAAGCCUGGUAAUUGAACUUGACAAAGACCUUUAUGGUCCUGACAACCACCUGGUGGAGUGGCACCGCACCCCAACCACACAGGAGACGGACGGCUUCCAAGUCAAACGGCCAGGCGAUGUGAGCGUGCGUUGUACUCUGCUGUUGAUGCUUGACUACCAGCCCCCGCAGUUCAAGCUGGACCCGCGUCUGGCUCGCCUGCUGGGAAUCCACACCCAAACCCGCUCAGUUAUCAUCCAGGCCCUCUGGCAGUAUGUCAAGACCAACAGGCUCCAGGACAUGCACGACAAGGAGUACAUCAACUGUGACAAAUACUUCCAGCAGAUCUUCGACUGCCUGCGUCUCAAGUUCUCGGAGAUACCCCAACGUCUUACAAACCUGCUUCUGCCCCCUGACCCCAUUGUCAUAAACCACGUCAUCAGUGCGGACCCCAAUGACCAAAAGAAGACUGCCUGCUAUGACAUUGAUGUUGAGGUGGAAGAUCCCUUGAAGAGCCAGAUGAGCAGUUUCCUGCUCUCUACGGCCAACCAGCAGGAGAUUGCGUCCUUGGACAACAAGAUCCAUGAUACUAUUGAAUCCAUAAACCAGCUGAAGAUCCAGAGGGACUUCAUGCUUAGCUUCUCUAAGGACCCAAGAAGUUAUAUUCAAGACUGGCUGAAAUCCCAGAGCCGGGACUUGAAGGCAAUGACUGACAUAAUGGGGAGCCCAGAGGAAGAGAGGAGAGCUGAAUUCUACUACCAGCCCUGGUCACAAGAGGCCGUUAGCCGUUACUUCUACUGCAAGAUCCAACAGCGAAGGCAGGAGCUGGAGCAGACCUUGGCUGGCCGCAACACCUAAACCUGUUACUCAUGUCCCCGUCCCACACACUGUUUCCGCUAGACACCAGUGCAGCCUCCACCUCUGUUCAUCUCAUGGUCUCCAUUUUCUUCCUUUGCCUUGACCCCUGCUAGGCACAAUACAGCCGCACGUUUGGCCUGUUUUGGCCCUUUUUUUGUCCUAGAUGAAGUCAGAAGAUGACAUAACCGUUGUUAGAUAUUCCUGCUGUUUUUCUUAUACACCAGAUCCCCACCACAGGCCAGCACCAUCCUCUUCCUCCUUCUACACAUCUAGCCAGCAUUUUGUAACCUUUUUUACAAUCUCUUGAUGUCCGGCUAAUGCACAUCUGAUGUCUUUUUUUUAAUAACCACCAGCUGUCUCUACAGCCUGGACAUAAACUCUCUCUGGAUCUGAUCCAUUUGAGAGUGCUGAGAUUCAUGCACCCCCCCCCACCCCCCAAUGAAUGCUACGUGGUUCCUAGCUUGGAUUGUGGAGGCGAGUGACUUUAGUGACCUCCAGCCAGAGGGCUGCCACCUUCUCAGUAUUUUGCCACACUGUCAGUACUGAGCCAAUCGAACCUGGACUCUCAAUGCAAUUAUUGUUUUAGCCAUCAUCCAAAAAUAAAACACCACUCACUGAACUGUAUUUAUUGACAAUCUUGUAAUAGCUAUAGAAAGCUGGUGCUCAGUGGAGCCACCAUGCUGUCUGUCCAGGGCUCAAAUUCAGGAUGAUGAGAAGACCUCUUCCCCAGGAACAGCAUUAAAUAUCGUAUACAAUCACAUGCAGGAUGUCAAGAAGGUUUUGUCGAGCUUUUUGCUAGCUGUAUGUACUUCAUUCAUCACCUUCAGUGUUGACUGUGAGACUGUGAGCUCUUUUAAGAGUAGGUGCUUCUUCAGUGAAGAACUGCCAUUUUAUUGAAGAAAGUUUCCACACAACCGCCUGCAGACACACUCAGCUCCUUAUGCAGCUUGCCUCCAUUUCUUAGCAGAUGAAACCCUGGAAAUGGCUCACGACCCGGAAAUGAUCCUGUUUCAAGCUACGUUUUGCCAAAGACAUUUCGGCAGCUCAUCGAUUUGGUUGCACCACGUGUUCAUGAUUGUUUGUUGAUAGUUUGAUUACAUGUAUGUUCAUCAGGUUAUUAGUCUGAUUGAAUUGUUAGAUGCCCAGUCAUUUGUCAUUUUAUGUUUUUUUGGUCAUUCCUUUAGUGUGUCAUUUAUGUCUGGUAGGUCAUUUGUUUAGUGUUUGUUUAGACAUUUGUUUGGUGUCAUUGUGUAUUUGUAUGGUAAUUUAUUUCAUUACUGUCAGAGAAGAUGACAUCUAGGUACCCAAAGUAGAUAUGGACACUGUGUGUGUGACAUUUAUUUGUGUAUUUAUGUAUUUCUAAACUAUUUAACAGACUAUUGUUGUUUAUAUCACCUGUUCUACAAAAGGAUGAAAAAAUGUUCAAAAUGUUUUUUACCACUCAGUUGUCAUAUUGUUAUUUUUUUUUAUUACCGUCGCUAGUAUGUUUAUUACAUAUGAAUGUAUGACGUAAUGUGUUAUUCAAACACCUAGAAGGGUAGCAAAUAAUAUGUUUUGCAUAUGAACCUGCGAUUCUGUACUGAGUGGUCCAUCCAGUCUGCUAAUUGGUUGGAUGAGUUGGUAAUGCAAACUGCAACCUUUUUGUUUUACCCUACAAGUAGGGUUGAGAGCAAACACCAGCUAAAUAAGACUCACCAGCGAAUGUGGUCUAACCACAGAUAUUUGAAGUAUUUCCAUGGCUACUUUUGUGAAACAGGGAGUUGCUACAUGUGUUUGCAUGAGGUUCUGGUUCGGCACUAGACUUUGCAGUCCAAAUAUGUCAUGAUAUUGAUUGACUUUCUGCCAGCAUUGCAGUUCAACAUGCCAUCUAAAGUUUAUUCCCUCUGGUCCAAAAUGUCUGGCAGAUCCUUGGACAAAUUAGGCUUUGUGUUGAGCAUGGCUGUACUAGUAUCAGUCAGAGAGAAUACCAGACUGUAAAAAUGCAGACCCAGCAAGAAAGAUUGGAAAGUGCAUCUGCAAGUUAGUGCUCCAUUACCAGGGUCCUGCAUUCAGCAAUUUUUUAAUAUCAUUGUUUUUUCCAGUGCUUUAUAAACGUAUAACCAAUGGAUCUCUCUGCAACCUUCUGUCGGAUGAACGGACGGAUGGAUGGAUGGGUUAUAGAUCUGAGUAAGGUGUGAAGUUGUUGGAUGCCCAAAAAGGGUUUUUGUCAAUCUGAAUACAGAUCUUCAAGUAGAUGUUCCUCAUGCACUGUAGCCAGUUCAUCGCUUGUGAUCCAUCUUGAGAUGGGGCACAUCACUUUUGUAGACCUGUCUGAUCCUGACUGUAACAUUCAGCUAUCCUUGUGCAGUCUGCGUGUGGUGUCACAUGAAUAUUAAAACAUUCCAGUUCA
Molecule: messenger RNA, 4125 nt
Organism: Brienomyrus brachyistius
Lineage: Eukaryota; Metazoa; Chordata; Actinopteri; Osteoglossiformes; Mormyridae
Product: SWI/SNF-related matrix-associated actin-dependent regulator of chromatin subfamily D member 3-like
Exons: 14
Coding region: 375-1736 (453 amino acids)
Biological process (GO): regulation of transcription by RNA polymerase II
Cellular component (GO): nucleus; SWI/SNF complex
Source: RefSeq, a predicted model, not a curated record